Messenger RNA from Micropterus salmoides (largemouth bass), 2660 nucleotides. RefSeq names its product dynactin 4 (gene dctn4). Bases 53 to 1462 code for a protein of 469 amino acids. Gene Ontology annotation, cellular component: dynactin complex. Lineage: Eukaryota; Metazoa; Chordata; Actinopteri; Centrarchiformes; Centrarchidae. The record is from RefSeq and is a predicted model, not a curated record. The transcript is spliced from 14 exons.
ACUAGCAGUGCUGCCCGUGAGCCCACCGCGGACCAGGCUGCGCUGGUUAGAGAUGGCGUCCCUUUUGCAGCCAGAUAGAGUUAUUUAUCUGGUUCGCGGAGAGAAAAGGAUCAGAACCCCUUUAUCGCAACUUUAUUUCUGUCGCUACUGUAGUGAGCUACGGUCUCUGGAAUGUGUGUCUCACGAGGUGGACUCCCAUUAUUGUCCAAGCUGUCUGGAGAACAUGCCAUCUGCAGAGGCUAAGCUUAAAAAGAACAGGUGUGCAAACUGUUUUGACUGCCCAUGUUGCAUGCACACACUGUCUACUCGGGCCACCAACAUCCCAGCUCCUCUGCCUGAUGAUCCCACCAAGACGGCCAUGAAGAAGGCCUACUACCUGGCCUGCGGCUUCUGUCGCUGGACCUCCAGGGAUGUGGGAAUGGCUGACAAAUCAGUUGCCAGCGGUGGAUGGCAGGAGCCAGAGAACCCUCAUACUCAGCGGAUCAACAAGCUGAUCGAGUAUUACCAGCAGCUGGCCCACAGAGAGAAGCAGGAGAGAGACAGGAAGAAGCUGGCCAGGAGACGACAGUGCAUGCCUCUGGCAUUCUCGCAACACACAAUUCAUGUGGUGGAAAAAUAUGGCCUUGGAACCAGACUGCAGAGGCAGAGGCCUGGAGCCCCCAUAUCAAAUCUGGCUGGCCUUUCCCUUAAAGAGGGUGAGGACCAGAAGGAGAUCACCAUCGAACCUGCCCAGGCCCUUGAUGAAAUGGAACCCCUGCCUGAAGAUUGUUAUACCGGGCCUGUCAGUUUACCAGAGGUGACCACGCUGCGCCAGCGGCUUCUGCAGCCUGACUUCCAGCCUGCGGGGGCAUCUCAGCUCCACCCCAGACACAAACACCUUCUGAUGAAGCGCUCCCUGCGCUGCAGGAAAUGUGAGCACAACUUGAGCAAGCCAGAGUUUAAUCCCACUUCAAUCAAGUUUAAAAUUCAGCUGGUGGCUGUGAGUUACAUCCCAGAAGUGAGAAUUAUGUCCAUUCCAAAUCUCCGGUACAUGAAGGAGAGCCAAGUGCUGCUGACCCUGACCAACCCGGUGGAGAACGUCACCCACGUCACAUUGGCUUCUUGUGACGAGGAAGAUCCUGAUGACAUCAACAGCACUGCCAAGGUUAUAGUACCCAGCAAGGAACUGGUCUUGGCAGGAAAGGAUGCUGCCGCUGAGUAUGAUGAACUGGCUGAACCCCAGGACUUCCAGGAUGACCCAGAUGUUGUUGCCUUCAGGAAAUCCAACAAGAUUGGUUUCUUCAUCAAAGUGAUCCCUCAGAAAGAAGAGGACACCGAUGUCACCGUUUCAUUUAAGAUCCGACAUGACUUCCGGAACCUCGCAGCUCCUGUCAGGCCGAGCGAGGAGGCAGCUGACACCACCGCUGAGGCCAUUUGGCUCACGCACCAUGUAGAGCUGAGGCUGGGACCGCUCGCUCCCUGAACAUGAAUACUCUGGUUACCAUCAGACAGCCCUAGUGUUGGGUUCUUUGACCUAAUUUCUUUAAACUGUGGGAUUCAUUUCAUUUACAAAUCAUUUCUGAUUCUGCUUAUUGACAUCCAUUUGAGAUCUACUUGGCAUACAGAGUUAAUUUUGUUUGUUGUUGUUGAAGUUGCUUAAUCAAAUACAUUGUGGAACAUACGGUCAUUGCAUGAUAGGAAAGUUUAUAAACUAUAUGAAACCAUGGCUGACUGCAGACUAACUGAUAAGUUUAACUUCACUUAAUGCUCUUUUAUUUAUUUAUAUAUUUUUUAAUGUUGCUAAAUGCAGUACCCAUAUAUAUCACGAUUUACUGUAUUCCACCACAUCAUCCCCCUCUGUUUACACUAUACCAUCUAUCAUUAAAAAGCACUAUUAGUGUGAGGUUACUUGCAGAACCAUAUAUAUUAAAAAAAAGAAAUUAUCGAAAAAUGGUGCCGUUAUGUUAAAAAAAUUCCACUUGCUGUUGCUGGAAUGUGAAAAAGGACCUCUCAGCCUCUGCCUCCAUACUAAUUAUGUUAUGUCUUACUAAAUGUAUUAGCUGUGGAUUUUGUGUGGAAUAUUGGUCUGUAAUAGUUUAAUAUAACAAGAUUAUAGAAACAGUAGAGCGUAAAUGACAGAAGUCGAUAAGCAGAGUCAGAAAUUAUAAUUGAGAACAAUCGGAUCAAUUCACAAUUGUGCAGCACACGUGACUGUGCGUUCCGAAUAUGUAUGCUUGUCAACUUAUUUUCUGCAGACAGUAGUGUCGUAUUAACUCGCAUGCUUCAACUAUAGUAAAUAUCACACUCAUUAGACAAUGUCAUCACAGUUACCAAUCCUGUACUGUUUUCUUAGAAAGCUUCUUGGGUUUAAGGUGAUACCAGCCCAUAAUUUUACUAUUGUCUGAAGUCAAACCUUCACUGGCACUGUGGGGAGGAUGUAUAAGAAGGUCUGUAAAUUACAUGAAGUACAAAGUGUUCAUCAUUUAAAUGUACUGAGACACUAUAAUUUCUUUCCUGAUUUUAAAAAUGAAUAGUUUUGGUUUUGUAGAAUUCACUGACUUCUCUGUCGGUGUAUAUUGUAAGCUGCUGUUAUUGUUGGUCUCAAGUGUGUCAGUAUAACAGAGCCUUACAACAAACAGUUAAUCCUCUGUAUCGGCUAAUAAAAUAAUGUGUUACUGUAA